Lineus longissimus is the source of this 1179-nucleotide messenger RNA. Its product is annotated as general transcription factor IIH subunit 3-like. Gene Ontology annotation, biological process: regulation of DNA-templated transcription; nucleotide-excision repair. NCBI's taxonomy places the organism in Eukaryota, Metazoa, Nemertea, Pilidiophora, Heteronemertea, Lineidae. The record is from RefSeq and is a predicted model, not a curated record. The transcript has 10 exons. Gene Ontology annotation, cellular component: transcription factor TFIIH core complex; transcription factor TFIIH holo complex. The coding region runs from base 158 to 934 and encodes 258 amino acids.
UAAAUUCAAGUGCACGAAUGAUGAUGAAACGGACAGUUUGCUUGUUGUUGUUUUUGACACAAAUCCGGUAUGGUGGGGCCAAAAACUUCUGGGCGAAAAUGAGCUCGUUCUCUCUCAGUGCAUCAAUGAUAUCCUUGCAUUUGCAAACUCCCAUCUCAUGUUCAGUCAUAAGAACAGCUUAGCCAUCAUUGCUGCCCACACAAAUAGAAGUUAUUUUCUGUUUCCAAAACAGGAAAGUCCACCCAAAACAACAAUCAGUCAAGUUGAGAAUGGUGAUGAUACAUCCACACAAGCACCAUCAAAAGGAAAAUAUGAACUAUUCUGUAGAAUGAAUGACACUGUUGCGGAGGAACUUCAUAAUAUGGUGCUGGACAGUUCACAGAGAGAAGUGUACACAGAUUCAUUGGUUGCUGGUGCUCUGUCAAUGGCAUUGUGCUAUAUACAUAGAAAAGAGAAGGAACAUGGGUUGCGAAGUGGUCACUCUUCAAGAAUAUUGGUUGUACGAGGCUCUGAGGACAAUCCUUCUCAAUAUAUGAACUUAAUGAAUGUCGUAUUCACUGCCCAGAAACAGGAUGUACUGAUUGAUGCUUGCAUACUUGACAAUGAAUCUGGCCUUCUCCAGCAGGCCUGUGAUAUCACAGGUGGCAUCUACCUCAAGAUACCUCAAGUUUCCGGACUAUUACAAUAUCUACUUUGGGCAUACUUGCCCGAUGCAGACACACGGAAGAUGUUGGCCCUGCCUCCUCGGGUCCAAGUGGAUUAUAGAGCUGCCUGCUUCUGCCAUAGGAAUCUCAUUGAUAUAGGAUACGUCUGCUCUGUGUGCUUAUCAAUUUUCUGCACAUUCAGUCCCAUUUGUUCAACCUGUCAGACAACAUUCAAGAUUCUUGGUCCUCCAAAGUUUAUGAAAAAAAAGACAAAGAAGCCAAAUUCUUGAUGGAAAGGUUUACCGUGUAUACACUCAUACAAGGUCACAUUGCCUUGAAAAAACAUUUCUCUAAGGACAGUUCAGUACCUUUAUGAACUUUGAUACUGUUUAGGAGAAUGUAAUUGCAUUAUGGAGAUCAUUUUGGUCUCGUUGGUACCAUAAGAAGUAACUACGACAUAACUUCAGAGGUGGUUCCACUACUUUACUGUGGAUAUUUUGUAACAGAACUCUUAAUAAAACCAUUUUUGUGUACA